AUGGUGGACGAGCUGGUGGAUGAACUUCUCCGUAUCUGCCGAAUUCUUUCCAGGAACAGUUUCAUGCCACGACUGAAGCCAGCUAUCAGGGUUAGCAGCGCCUCUGAAGGUUCGAGUCCCUGUGAGGAUGAUGCCAUCUGUUGCCUGCUCGUGCCCCUGAAGCCCCCCCGUGGGCAUGCCUUCCACCUGGAGCUGAGCACUGCAGGGGAGCUACCAGCAAAGAACUCGUUCCUCCGUGUGGAGCUGGUGUGCACCUGCACGAGGCAGCAGCUGGUGGGGGACAUGCUGUGCUUCCUCCACCACCCCAAGGAGAAGCUGCGGAAAAAUCAGAGUCCCAGCCUCCUAGGCACCCUCUGCACCGGCCCCUACCUAGACAUGGAGAAAACCACCCGCUGGUUCCAGAUACUGGUAAAAGCAGCCUGGGUGGUUUUGCCUCAGUCGAGACACUGCCAUCUGACAGUGCUGCCCUCCAGGCGCUCCUGCAAGCUCCAGAUGACAAACGCUUCCGAUGAUAGUACCCUCCUGAUGGAGAUGAUGUUCGCGGUGCAGCACAGUGACUCAGACACCUUCCUGAGCAUUGAGUAG
This is a messenger RNA of Balearica regulorum gibbericeps (East African grey crowned-crane), 585 nucleotides long. NCBI's taxonomy places the organism in Eukaryota, Metazoa, Chordata, Aves, Gruiformes, Gruidae. The record is from RefSeq and is a predicted model, not a curated record.